UACAAGGAAGUAUAUCUGUAGACAACAAAUGCUAACUAGCAUUACCAGCAUAUGCUACAUGUUAUGGUAGUAACAGAAACAUGAUAUGAUGAUUUCUCAGCAGCGGCUUUUCUAACAACACUCUACCCUGGCGGGUUAGCAUCUAAAAGACCCAGUAAGUUGUUGGUUGGUAUUCAGCCUUAAGUCUGAGAGGACAGCAGUAUUUCCAAGCCACACCAAUGUCUUCUGGCUGUCCACCCCAGUCCCCUGCUGUGGCAAAGUUGGAGGUAGCAAUAGAGGGAGAAUGCCCACUGCUCGCUGCCACGUUUGCCUACUGGGACAACAUCCUUGGACCACGGGUGCGCCAUAUCUGGGCUCCAAAGGGUGACCAAGUAAUGUUCCUCAGUGACGGAGAGGUCACGUUUUUGGCCAAUCAUACACUUAAUGGAGAGAUCCUGCGUAGCGCUGAGUGUGGUGCAGUGGAUGUGAAGUUCUUUGUCCUGGCAGAGAAGGGCGUCAUCAUUGUGUCCCUCAUCUUUGAUGGCGAGCUGAAGGGGGACAAGAACACCUGUGCCUUGUCUAUUAUCCUGCCUCAGACAGAGCUGGCCUUCUACCUACCUCUGCACACAAUCUGCGUGGAGAGGCUAAAACACGUUAUCCGCAAGGGACGUAUUUGGAUGCAAAAGGGCUACAACAUCAUAUCAGUGCUGAGUUUGGAGAUCAUCCCCAUCAUGGAGCUUUUGGCCUCCAUGAAGACACACAGCGUGCCAGAGGAUAUAGAUAUAAAAGACACGGUGCUAAAUGAUGAUGACAUCGGGGACAGCUGCCACGAGGAUUUCCUCCACAAGGCCAUCAGCUCUCAUCUCCAGACGUGCGGCUGUUCAAUAGUGGUUGGAAGCAACCCAGAGAAAGUAAAUAAGAUUGUGCGAACGCUCUGCCUCUUUCUGACCCCCACUGAGAGGAAGUGCUCUCGCCUCUGCAAGGCUGACUCGUCCUUCAAAUAUGACACAGGCCUGUUUGUUCAGGGUUUGCUAAAGGACUCAACGGGAAGCUUCGUCUUGCCUUUCCGCCAGGUGCUCUACUCACCCUACCCAACAACGCACAUCGACGUGGACAUCAACACAGUGAAACAGAUGCCGCCGUGCCAUGAGCACACAUACAACCAGCGGCGCUAUAUGCGCUCAGAGCUAAGUGCGCUUUGGAGGACAGACAGCGAAGAGGACAUACCUCCUGAUACAGUCAUUCACACUGAUGAAACCUUCACACCUGAUCUGAACAUAUUUCAAGACGUCAUGCACAAAGACACUUUGGUGAAGUCAUUUAUAGAUGAGGUGUUCAUGCUGAAGCCGGGCCUGUCCCUGCGGAGCACCUAUCUGGCCCAAUUCCUGCUGCUGCUCCACAGGAAGGCCCUCACACUGCUCAAGUACAUCGAGGACGAAACGCAAAAAGGGAAGAAGCCAUUUCGGUCCCUACGUAAUUUAAAGUCCGACCUGGAUCUGACUGUGGAAGGAGACCUGAACAUAGUAAUGUCCUUUGCUGAGAAGCUGAGGGCCGGACUGCACUCGUUUGUGUUCGGGAAGCCGUUCUACACCAGUAUGCAGGAGCGAGACGUGCUCAUGAGCUUCUGACUCUUCUCUUUUCAGUUGCACUUUACGUAUUGGAGGUUAAUGGAAUUUUGCUGUCGUUGCGUUUUUUUUUCUUGGUUGUUCUAUCAUUACAUAAAAGCAUGCACAAUUGUACUCUUUAUACAAAACAACCAGUAGCUUGAAUAUUUGUUUCUGUUGUGUUGAAUAGAAAAUAACACUUUGCCUUUUGUGUCUUCAGAAAUACACUGCAUGAUUAUAAAGACUGAUAUUAUUGCUGUUAUGAGCCAUUAACGUUAAAGUUCUGAUCUAUUGCCUUGACCAAUUCUAAGCGUAAUGUGAGUUUAAUGUUUUUCGAAGACUUAAAUUAUUCUCUGCGGGUUGAAUUAUUCAUGUCUUCUAUGCCUUCUGCUAAUAGAGGGCCUGUAUUAAUUUUGUGGUAUUAAAAGUGGCAGAGGUGCCCACCAGGACUUUGGCAAUUUAAUUUAAAAUUAAACUGCCUUUGUCGUACAGCAUCCUCAGCUGGCCUUCAAUUGUGAGCUCUUUUUUUAAAAAUUAUUAUUAAAUUAUUUAUAGUGCGUCCUAGCUGAGAGUGAUACAGAUCAAAUGACAUUAGAAUCAUUAAGUAUGGACAUAUCUUUUAAACAAAAACAAAAUUACUAUAAAUGAAAUCUGAUUGCACCAUCUUGUCUGUGUCUGUAGCUGACAGUGAAUGUUAUCAUUAAAUGCGUU
Messenger RNA from Sphaeramia orbicularis (orbiculate cardinalfish), 2294 nucleotides. It is a transcript of the gene c9orf72, whose product is annotated as C9orf72-SMCR8 complex subunit. Gene Ontology annotation, molecular function: guanyl-nucleotide exchange factor activity. The record is from RefSeq and is a predicted model, not a curated record. The coding region runs from base 219 to 1607 and encodes 462 amino acids. Lineage: Eukaryota; Metazoa; Chordata; Actinopteri; Kurtiformes; Apogonidae. The transcript has 10 exons. Gene Ontology annotation, cellular component: endosome; autophagosome. Gene Ontology annotation, biological process: autophagy; endocytosis.